Messenger RNA from Fonsecaea erecta, 390 nucleotides. RefSeq lists its product as hypothetical. Gene Ontology annotation, molecular function: nucleic acid binding. Lineage: Eukaryota; Fungi; Ascomycota; Eurotiomycetes; Chaetothyriales; Herpotrichiellaceae. Bases 1 to 390 code for a protein of 129 amino acids. The transcript has a single exon. The record is from RefSeq and is a predicted model, not a curated record.
AUGGGCUGCGCAGCGUCAGAUGCGUCUAUUCGAUCGCGAGACUGGGCUGUCAGAAGGAUGGGCUGUUCGGCGGAUUCCGAUCUCCAAGUUCCGAAAGACGACAUUCCUGUCUGCUCGCAGCGUAUGAGGACAUUUAUGCACGACAAUGCCCCUAUUAACCGUGCAGAAAGGGUCCAAAAGUGGUUCGAAAACCAGGCAAUGCCAGUGCUGGACGGGCCACUAUAUUCGCCGGAUGUGAACCCUGUUGAGAGCCUCUGGCUUGAGCGAGAACGCCGGGUCAACGAGAUCGAUCCUGACCUGAAGGACACUGCCGGGGAUCGUGAGGCCAUCAGCGCCCGACUUGCCAGCGCGAGAUCAGGGCACGGGCCGGGAUUCGCUCUGGAAAGAUGA